Molecule: messenger RNA, 990 nt
Organism: Fusarium tjaetaba
Lineage: Eukaryota; Fungi; Ascomycota; Sordariomycetes; Hypocreales; Nectriaceae
Product: reductase
Exons: 1
Coding region: 1-990 (329 amino acids)
Cellular component (GO): cytosol
Molecular function (GO): aldose reductase (NADPH) activity
Source: RefSeq, a predicted model, not a curated record
AUGGCCGUCUCAAACAAGACCACCUUCACCCUCAACAAUGGCGUCAAGAUGCCCGGCCUGGGCUUCGGCACUUUCGCCAACGAGGGCGCAAAGGGCGAGACCUACGACGCUGUCAAGUGCGCCCUCAAGGUCGGCUACCGACACCUCGACUGCGCCUGGUUCUACCUCAACGAAGGUGAGGUCGGCCAGGCUGUGAGGGAUUUCCUCGCCGAGAACAAGGAUGUCAAGCGUGAGGACAUCUUCAUCACAACAAAGGUCUGGAACCACCUCCACGAGCCUGAGGAGGUCAAGUGGUCGUUCGAGAACUCCCUCAAGAACUUUGGCCUCGACUACAUUGACCUCUUCCUCGUUCACUGGCCCAUCGCCGCUGAGAAGGGCGAGGACUACAAGCCCAAGAUCGGACCUGAUGGCAAGUACGUCAUCAAGAAGGAUCUCACUGAGAACCCUGAACCCACAUGGCGCGCCAUGGAGGAGAUUUAUGCUAGCGGCAAGGCCCGUGCUAUUGGCGUUUCCAACUGGACCGUCGAGGGUCUCAAGAAGCUGCUGUCCUUCGCCAAGGUGAAGCCAGCUGUCAACCAGAUCGAGAUCCAUCCCUUCCUGCCCAACGAGGAGCUUGUCAAGUUCUGCCAGGAGAACGACAUCCUCCCAGCCGCUUACUCUCCCCUCGGAUCUCAGAACCAGGUCCCCACUACCGGUGAGAAGGUCCGCACCAACGAGACCCUCAACGCCGUCGCCGAGCGCAGCGGCAACACCCUCGCUCAAGUGCUCCUCGCCUGGGGUCUGCGCCGCGGCUAUGCUGUGCUGCCAAAGAGCUCAACGCCCUCUCGAAUUGAGAGCAACUUCCAGAUUCCCAACCUGUCUGAUGAAGACUUUGAGGCUAUCCAGAGUGUUGCCAAGGGCCGACACACUCGCUUUGUCAACAUGAAGGAUACCUUCGGUUAUGAUGUCUGGCCUGAGGAGACUCCUGAGAAGGGAACGUCUGCUGUUUAA